This is a messenger RNA of Anastrepha obliqua, 1515 nucleotides long. Its product is annotated as mucin-5AC-like. The transcript has a single exon. NCBI's taxonomy places the organism in Eukaryota, Metazoa, Arthropoda, Insecta, Diptera, Tephritidae. Gene Ontology annotation, molecular function: chitin binding. Gene Ontology annotation, cellular component: extracellular region. The record is from RefSeq and is a predicted model, not a curated record. The coding region runs from base 1 to 1515 and encodes 504 amino acids.
AUGCCGACCAAAUAUGAUCCUGACGAUUGCAAUGGGUUUUUCGCACUUUACAAUGAUCAAUAUAUACAAGAAUAUUGUCCACCUGGUGCCAAGUACAGUGUAGCCUUAAGUUGUUGUGUAAUUGGACGUUGUCCUCCUUGUAAUUGUGAAGGCAUAGAAACAACAACGGCGCCAACGUCUACUAGUGUAAGUCAUCCAACAAUAACUGACAUUACCAACAAGCAAACAACUCAAACUACAACGGAAGGAACUACACUUGUUACCUCAAAUGAAACGACCAUAGUUACCCAUGUAACCACUGACAUAACAACAGAGACGGAUAGUACAAUAUUUACAACAGAGGUAUCCAGUGAAGCACCAACGAGUGAAGAGUCUUCGACGACUUCAAAUCGAACGGAGAAAACAACCACUGAGCAAACAGAUGAGCCAAUUGAAACUACAACAGAAGGAACUACACUUGUUACCUCAAAUGAAACGACCACAGUUGCCCAUGUAACCACUGACAUAACAACAGAGACGGAGAGUACAAUAUUUACAACAGAGGUAUCCAGUGAAGCACCAACGAGUGAAGAGUCUUCGACGACUUCAAAUCGAACGGAGAAAACAACCACUGAGCAAACAGAUGAGCCAAUUGAAACUACAACAGAAGGAACUACACUUGUUACCUCAAAUGAAACGACCACAGUUGCCCAUGUAACCACUGACAUAACAACAGAGACGGAGAGUACAAUAUUUACAACAGAGGUAUCCAGUGAAGCACCAACGAGUGAAGAGUCUUCGACGACUUCAAAUCGAACGGAGAAAACAACCACUGAGCAAACAGAUGAGCCAAUUGAAACUACAACAGAAGGAACUACACUUGUUACCUCAAAUGAAACGACCACAGUUGCCCAUGUAACCACUGACAUAACAACAGAGACGGAGAGUACAAUAUUUACAACAGAGGUAUCCAGUGAAGCACCAACGAGUGAAGAGUCUUCGACGACUUCAAAUCGAACGGAGAAAACAACCACUGAGCAAACAGAUAAGCCAAUUGAAACUACAACAGAAGAAUCUUCUUCAACUAAAACCACUUCCUCAUUGUUGACUUCAACAAGCAAGAAAACAACCACUGAGCAAACAGAUGAGCCAAUUGAAACUACAACAGAAAAAUCUUCUUCAACUAAAACCACUUCCUCAUUGUUGACUUCAACAAGCAAGAAAACAACCACUGAGCAAACAGAUGAGCCAAUUGAAACUACAACAGAAGAAUCUUCUUCAACUAAAACCACUUCCUCAUUGUCGACUUCAACUCCGACCGAAACAUCUAAGGGAACAACCGCUAUAACACCACAAUCAUGUGCAACCUUGCCGACAGGCACUUUCCUACCUGAUCCAGAUCAUUGCAGUCGUUACUAUGUUUGCACUUUUGGUCAGGCUACCUUGAUGCAUUGUCCAUCCCCACUUUGGUUCGAUCCAAGGUUAAAUGUGUGCAACUAUAGAGAAAAUGUAAUAUGUGCUGCGAAUAAGGACUGA